Messenger RNA from Colletes gigas, 3841 nucleotides. RefSeq lists its product as uncharacterized. NCBI's taxonomy places the organism in Eukaryota, Metazoa, Arthropoda, Insecta, Hymenoptera, Colletidae. The transcript is spliced from 6 exons. Bases 988 to 2826 code for a protein of 612 amino acids. The record is from RefSeq and is a predicted model, not a curated record.
UCCAGUUAUGUUGUCGUGGCGAACAUUGCUGGGGCGACAAUUCGUUUGGACUUUUGUGUCGCGAGCGAUCUCGUAGCAUCGUUUAUUUAUUAACAACGAUACGGACCGCGUCUCACGGCCGAUCGUGCCCGAGCUACCGUUAAAACCGGAGCGAACCGAUUCGCGACACUCGCCGAUUUUUCGUUCUCGUUGUCAAGACCAUUUACAUUCCAGACCCACGCGUGGUCUCCAGCACGAAAGAUCUGGGUGCUUGGUGAACACGUCCGCGGGAAAACGUUAAGGGCCCAACGUCGUGGAUUGGGACCGCGGACCGGUAACCUGUGAAUCGAUCGACCAGGACGUAUUCAGCGAAUCGAGCUGGCAUGGAGCGCGAAUCGUUCGUGGAAAAUGGACAUUAGAGAGUUACGACAUAUCCUUCAAAUAGGACCCUGGCACCAAGAAGUAUCAAUCGUGCAGCACACAGCGUGAAACACCAAACAACAGAACCGGCGGAAUCGUCGCUUCUCGCCGGCGAAAGGAGAGACGUGAGGAGGUCCCCCGGAAGAUAUAACCCGGGUUUUUACGAGAACCGUCGACCUUCCUUACCGUACGUGAGAAUAACGACGAGAGGUCGGCCUUGAGGUGUGUGGAGGUGCGCGCUGAGUGGUCGUCGUGCAGCAGACUCGGCAUCGGGAGAGAUUUAUUCGAGUUUCACAACCUCUCUCGAUCAGCAGCACCGGUCGUGACCUCGAUAGAGCUCAUCCACCUGGUCGGGAUAACUUGUGCUCGGGACAACCGAAAGGUCGGGCUCCUUGGUCGCGAGGCGUAAUCCACGCGCGAUCCACGUCGUCGUCGUCCACGGGACCAGCUACCGGAAGUCGCACGAUGUAGCCCGGCUUCCAUGAAUUUUCGUCGACCGUUUGGACGAGAAGGAAGCCCUUGAACGAGCGACAGGUGACGACGGACGACGCUUCGGGGGGUAUUCGUUUCGAGACAGACUGUGCAAGCAUGAAGACGAUGGGAGACGUGGUCGCGGAUCCCGUCGACGAGCAGAACGGUACCUCCGGCUCGGGGCAGAACGCGACACCCGGCAAGGAAUUCGGACAACGGACCCUGAGGUCCUUGAAGAGAGGUCUCGGCAGGCUGUGGAGGAGGCACAGGGGUAAUGCCUCCAUCACCGAGUACGACCCUUGCUAUAAGGUCGCUUAUCUUGGGAACGUUCUCACUGGAUGGGCCAAGGGUGAGGGCUGCGUGGAGAAACCGGUGUCGACCUUAUGGCGCAAUUACGUUACCAGCAACAGGCCGGACGUGUCGAUGAGGCUGACGGUCACGAACGGUGGUUUGACCGCCACGACGAAGGAUCACGGCCUGACGGAGUACUGGGCCCACAGGGUUACCUAUUGUACAGCACCUGCUUCCCACCCGCGCCUCUUCGUCUGGGUCUACAGACACGAAGGACGGAGACUGAGGCCCGAGCUCAGGUGUCACGCCGCCCUAUGCAGCAAGGAGUCCACCGCCAGGAGGCUGGCCUCGACCUUGAACGCCAGGCUACAACAAGCGCUCCUGGAAUUCCGACGGGACAAGGUCUCCAGGCAAAAUGCUAGACUGUCCCUAGCAAGCGCCCUGUACGAGAACCCUUCGUUACCGAGACGAAAGCUGCUGCUGAGCACCGGUGGUCACAACUAUCGACCGCCACUCGAGAGAUCGAAGAGCGCUCCAAAGCUCUCGGCGAUCGAGGAGGACAUCGUCGCCGAGGAGAUCGAGCAGCAGAGGAUCCUCGAGGAACUGAGAUCUCUGGAGAACGUGGCCAGAAGCUGGCACGAUCAAGACAGCUGGAGACUCGCCAGACUGCUCGACGCCUUGAAUCGCGAGUCGUCCGACGAAAACGGAAGCAUCUCCAGCGGAUGUGAAACCGCCAGCACGGCGACCAGCGAGGAGAGAGCUCCUGGACCGGAAGACAAUCACGCUGCAGGUGAGACGGAGCAACGAACCAGCAGAAGAGUGAUGUUCUCCGACGAGGUGAGAAGAGGUCCAGGACCGCGACGGAACUCCGAGGGUUCGCCAAAUUUUAUGACCUGCGCGGGAAGUCCUCGUUUUCACCGUCGCGAGGUGGAGAUCGGCCGCAAGAGGUUCACGUCCAGGAACGAGGAGGACGAGUCGAUGGAGGAGGAGGACGAGGAGAUCGAGGAUCCUGCCUCCCACGUGUUCGAUUUCGAGGACGUGGAGGACUUCGACGACGUGGUGGACUACAGGCCGCGGGGCGAGAUAUUGCGCAGGAUCGACGAUCAGCAGGACAGAGCGAGACGAGUGAUGGAGACGUAUCCCGGCAGGAUGAGCCACGAGUUGUUGCAGAACGACGAGUCGCCGUUCUUGACCCUGGACUCGCUCGACGAGGAGGUGGACAGCGACGAGAGCGGUUAUGUGGAGGCGCCGCCCAAGUCUCUGCUGGGACAGGACGAUCGCAAGAACGAGGACGAAACCAGCGCGGAGGAGAGUCAGACAGCGAAACACGAGGAUUCCAAAGAGUCGAACGACGAGAAGAGGGAGGAGGAAGUAGAGACGAAGGACACCUCGAUCGUCGACGACAACCAGAGGAUCAAGGAGAAGGAGAGGCAGAGGGCUGAUUUCAUCAAGUGUCCCAUCUCAGAGACGAUCAAGAAGCUGGCGAACGCGUCGCUGAAGAGCUCCAAGUCCUUGGAAAUGACCACCAACAACUGUCUGAAGGCGUUGAACAACCUGAAGACCUCCAAGUCCUUCGACGGGCCGAAAACCGUGGAGAUGGACGCGGAGUCGCCUAGUCUUCAUCAGAGGAAACAGCUGCUAGCUCAACACGGCGUCGUCGUUUGAACAAUUUUCUCGGCGCGCGUACGAAAAGCCCGAUGAUUCUCUAAACGAUCUACGCCCAUUACGAUUUCUGAUGUCCCAAGCAUCGAAACGGGCAUGGUAGACUCGGUCCUGUCGGCGAUUAAAAUGAUUCCGAACGCGACAGGGGAACGAAUAAAUGAUAAUUGACGCUGUUCGAUAGAUAUACAUACAUACGAUGUUCAGUUCACGCGUUCAAAGCGUUUAGUAAAAGAUGAUUCCCGAAUAUUUAAGAAAUCGAUUUUUAAUAAUUAAUCUUAGGUCUCGUGUUAACGAUCGCGACUGACAGUCUGGUCUGAUGAAAUUAAUCGUUUACUUCGUGCGAAAUAUGGGUACCACUUAUCAACUCGUGUGUGUCUUUGUGACGAAAGCAGAGAGAGAGAGAGAGAGAGAGUCGAAUGAAUUUUGAGCGCGGUUUGGGUUUAGAAAUAUCGCGAAACGAUCGCGUAUUCGCAUUACAAUUAGGUACGACGAGAGCAAAGAUUUUUGUAAAUACAUUUAGCAAGCGUUAAGGAUAGUAGGAAUAACAAAUUUCGUUACCGAAAUUCGGCGUCGUGUGUUUCUUUCGUAACGUUAUCCAGCGAUUGGUCUGCAACUCCGUAGAACGCCAUUGGUGAACGAAAACAUACUCCAACGCGGACAACAAUCCGUUCGAACUGAUUACAGAAAUGUUUAACCGUAAUUGGAACCAACGAAACGCGAUCCCUGAAGCAAGAACGUGCCAUACGUGUGCUACAGAGCAAGACGCUUUUAUUCGUACGUUUCUUUUUGUUUUUUUUUUACGGUUUCAUCUGUUCUGUUAUGCGUGGAAGAUUUGUAGACGAAACGCUUCGUUGUUAUGGGGGAAAAGUAAUACGCACGAUAAUAAAUAAUUUGAACCACACUUCGAUUAACCGGUGUCUUUGUUGGAAUGGUGUACGAUCAUGGAUACCAUAAUUGUGACGAUCGCUGUACGAGAAUGGCUCGAAGAACAAUAAAAAGGAUACCCGAAUGACGGGAA